UAUUUGUCAGUGUAAUGGACCGUCGCACGCUUUUCCUAUGAGCUAGUAUAUGAUUAGAAGAGAUUAUGGUUUUUUUUGAAUGAAAAUAAAGUUUACUGGUUUACGAUGGCAUCUUAUAAACCAGUCUCGCAUGUGCUUUUCGACAUGGACGGGUUGUUAUUAGAUACGGAGAGGUUGUACACUCUGUCUUUCCAGGAGAUCUGUGAUCGGUUUGAGAAGACGUACACCUGGGAGAUCAAGUCCACUGUGAUGGGAAAGAAGGCGCUGGAUGCAGCCACGAUCAUCCGAGACUCUCUGGAGCUUCCCAUGACGGGCGAGGAGUUGCUGGAAGAGAGCAGAGCAAUCCAGGAACGUCUUUUCCCCUCUGCUUCCUUGAUGCCAGGUGUGGAGAAGCUGGUCACACAUCUCCACAAGCACAAAAUCCCCAUCGCCGUGGCCACCAGCUCCGCCGGCGUGACCUUCCAGAUGAAGACAAGCCGCCAUAAAGACUUCUUCAGCCUGUUCAGUCAUGUCGUUCUUGGAGACGACCCAGAAGUGAAGAAUGGGAAGCCUCAGCCCGACUCCUUCCUGGUGUGUGCCAGCAGGUUCGACCCCCCAGCUAAUCCAGAACAGUGUCUGGUUUUCGAAGACGCGCCCAACGGAGUGAAAGCAGGCUUGGCAGCUGGCAUGCAAGUGGUCAUGAUUCCCGAUCCGAACAUGGACCGCAGACUUACACAGGAGGCCACGCUGCUGCUGGAAAACAUGGAGGACUUCAAACCUGAGCUCUUCGGCCUUCCUGCUUACGAUUAAAAACACUGAUUCAUACCACAGCUUUUCUUUAAUCAGUCAAUCUAAAAUGAUAUUAAGUUAAACCUCAGUUCUUAUGAGCCACGUAAACGCUGCAACUUGUAAUUAAAACCGGCGAUUUUUUUACUCUGAGACGUUUCAAGGGAUCAACUGAAAAGAAGAGACACUACAAUGUACGCUUCAGUCUCUUAAUCAAUAUAAAGAAAAAGAAAACAGCACUCUGUUUGUCUGUCAUGGUUCAGUGUUGUAGCUUGGCCACGCUCAUGAAGCUCUGCAGGAAAUUCAAUUGAACACAAGCUUAAUGUGAUUGGUGCAGCUCAGUGAGCCAAUCACAAGCCACGAUCUCUCAGCGCACCCAUUAUGCGCUCAAGCGCCGACGGCUCGAACGACACCCAAGCUGAUUUUGAUUACGCCGCUCAAUUAGGCGCAAUCAAGCCAUUAGGCCACAUCGACGUAUUCCCCCUCCCCCCCUCCUCUUCAAUAAAUUAGUCACACUAAUGGUUUACUUCUAUAUUUAACACACCAAUAAUACGUUGUCCAAAAGCAGCGUAAAUCCUCACUUAUCGUCAUGUAUGCUAUUAACCUUGUUUCCUUAUUUUAGCGCUUUGUAUUGUUUUUGUUAUGUCAGGUAAAACGCUACCAAAGCAUUCCUUAUUUUUAUCUGCACCUUUUUAUUUUUUUUAAACUGCUUUUCCACCUCUUCGACACACAGCCACAAACCCAGAGGGUUUUAUU
Hemibagrus wyckioides is the source of this 1521-nucleotide messenger RNA. RefSeq names its product pseudouridine 5'-phosphatase (gene pudp). NCBI's taxonomy places the organism in Eukaryota, Metazoa, Chordata, Actinopteri, Siluriformes, Bagridae. The transcript is spliced from 4 exons. The record is from RefSeq and is a predicted model, not a curated record. Bases 106 to 789 code for a protein of 227 amino acids. Gene Ontology annotation, molecular function: phosphatase activity.